Chaetomium globosum CBS 148.51 is the source of this 195-nucleotide messenger RNA. RefSeq lists its product as uncharacterized. The record is from RefSeq and is a predicted model, not a curated record. The transcript has 2 exons. The coding region runs from base 1 to 195 and encodes 64 amino acids. Lineage: Eukaryota; Fungi; Ascomycota; Sordariomycetes; Sordariales; Chaetomiaceae.
AUGGCCGUCAAGGAGCCAGCAUGCUUUCCGCAACAGCACAAAGCCCGAUCCGCCGGAUUGGGCGUGCUGCAUGCAACGCCGCCAGACGCAGCACAGGCGCAGCAGCAUCAUGCACGCCGCGCCGCAAUGCAGCGAAUAUUCUCACCAGUUGAACAAGCACUUCUCUGGAGAUGGCACAUCUACAGCACCCCCUGA